Molecule: messenger RNA, 3410 nt
Organism: Neoarius graeffei (lesser salmon catfish)
Lineage: Eukaryota; Metazoa; Chordata; Actinopteri; Siluriformes; Ariidae
Gene: inhbaa
Product: inhibin subunit beta Aa
Exons: 2
Coding region: 481-1674 (397 amino acids)
Biological process (GO): BMP signaling pathway; SMAD protein signal transduction
Cellular component (GO): extracellular region
Molecular function (GO): cytokine activity; growth factor activity
Source: RefSeq, a predicted model, not a curated record
GAGAGAGAGAGAGAGAGAGCCCAGCCCACUUGUACAAAACCAUUCACCUCGUGCAUAGUGAGCAGUCCCAGAGUUCUACACUGCUUCCCCAGGGCUCGUCCACAAGACGCCUGCCUUUCCCAUCCAAACUUCUCAGAGACCCAGAAGCAAGAGAGAGAGAGAGAGAGAGAGAGAGAGAGAAGGAGAAAGAGAAAGAAUACCUACAAGUCAAGCAACCGGCAGAACUAUUCCUCCUCUUCAAUCAUCACCUCUCAUCACAGCAACAAGGAUUACCCUUUUUUAAUCCUUUGCUUGAUCAAACUUUUUGAAACUUUUUGGUCAAUACUUUUUUCUUUUUCAAACCUAUCAGACUGAACACAUCCACAGCUACAAAUUCCUGGAGGGACAUUUGAUCAAGAGGAAAAAGUUUUUCUUCUUUUUUUUUUUUUUUUUAAAUUGUUAGUUAGGCUGCAUCAAUUUGUUCAGCCUCCUGUUUCAAGAAUGAUGCUCCUGCCUGCCAUGAGUGUAACACUGCUGCUCCUGGCUCACUGCUAUUCUCUUACUGCCAUGGCCACCUCGGGCACCUUGGCAUCCUCGCCCUCUUUACCAUCGGACUGCCCCUCUUGUGCCAUGGCACGGCUGCGGAGGAGUGGCGCAGAGGUGCUAAUGGAGGAGGAGGAGGCGCAGCAGGAUGUGGUGGAGGCGGUGAAGAGGCACAUCCUCAGCAUGCUGCACCUGCAGGAUCGGCCCAACAUCACACACCCAGUGCCCCGUGCUGCCCUGCUCAAUGCCAUCCGCAAGGUCCACGUGGGCCGCGUGGCCAAGGACGGCAGCGUGCUGAUCGACGACGAGCCUCACGGACGCCUCGAGGCCGAGAACAGUGAACAGACUGAAAUUAUCACCUUCGCCGAAGCUGGUGAAACCCCAGGUCUGAUAAACUUCCUUAUCUCUAAAGAGGGUUACGAGAUGUCUGUGGUGGAGCAGGCCAAUGUCUGGAUCUUCCUGCGACUUCCAAAGGGCAACCGCACCCGCACAAACGUCACCAUUCGACUGCUCCUGCAGCAGCCGGACUCUGGGGAGAAGCUGGUGGCUGAGAAAGCAGUUGACACUAAACGCAGUGGCUGGCACACUUUCUCCAUGGCAUCUAGUAUGCAGUCUUUGCUCGAACGGGGCAUAAGUGCACUGAACCUGCGCGUCUCAUGCCCAGCAUGUGCUGAUGCCCGUGCUACGCCGGUCCUGGUGACUCCUGGAGGAGGAGGAGAGCGAGAACAGUCUCACCGGCCCUUUCUGAUGGCUGUGGUGCGUCAACUGGAGCAGAAUGGGCCAAGACGCCGCCGUAAGCGUGGCCUGGAAUGCGACGGCAAGGUACGUGUGUGUUGCAAGCGUCAGUUCUAUGUCAAUUUCAAAGACAUCGGCUGGAACGACUGGAUCAUUGCACCGACCGGCUACCACGCCAACUACUGUGAGGGUGAGUGUCCGAGCCACGUGGCCAGCAUUACAGGCUCAGCACUUUCCUUCCACUCCACUGUCAUCAACCACUACCGCAUGCGUGGUUACAGCCCUUUCACUAGCAUCAGGUCGUGCUGUGUCCCCACGCGCCUCCGCGCCAUGUCUAUGCUCUACUACAACGAGGAGCAGAAGAUUGUCAAGAAAGACAUCCAAAACAUGAUUGUGGAGGAGUGUGGCUGCUCGUAAGACAAAAAAAAUCAAUAAAGACAAGCAAAAGAACAGGGAAGGACAGAAAAGAGUGCCAAGUUUGGCUUGGAGGCCAGGGUGGGGAGGGAACAGGGACCACUGCCCUAACAGUAAGGACUUGGGCAAAAAGAAAAUGGAGUGAGGUGAAGGGAUGAGGGAAAGAGCUCUCUUGAAACGGCUCUCUUCAUCUCUCUUUCACACUCAGACUCCCGUACAACGACGGGCCUCUCUCUCAACACGGUGGCUGCUUGAACUUGGCCGUCUGAAAAUCCAGUGGGUAUCUAUAGCUUGGAGCAGUUUCUGUGGCACUUUCAGAAGAAAAAAAAGAAUAUAUAAUAUAUUUUUGCUACAAAGCUGAGGGAAAGGGGUGAGAUGAUAUUUAUGCGAGCGAGAGUGCAGUGCGGUCACUCUGAACAUGCCCCACAUAAGGGAGUGACCAUGAUGAUGAGGUGCCUGAAAAAGCAAAUCUCAAAACUAUGCAACUUGUCAAGUAUUAAGAUUUAUUUUUCAUUCAUGUGUUGUUUUGGUUAACUAUUUACUUUUACAAACUAAAAAAAAAGGAAGUUGACUUUUUAUACUUUUUUGAAAGUAUAUUUUAUGUCUUAUGUGUGUUUGUAUGUGUACAUAUGUGUGUGUGUGUGUGUGUGUGUGCGUGCGCGUGUGCAUGUGUGUGUACGUGAGUGUGUGUGUGUGCGCAUGUGUUGUUGAGAGAUACUUGAAAGAAGUUUGACGGGCUGCUGGAACCAAACAUUUCUGUUUAUUAUUAUUAUUAUUAUUAUUAUUAUUAUUAUUUUACGUUAAUAUUAUUGUUAUUUUACUUUCCUUUUUACUAUUUUAAAAACGCGACGUUACGAACGUUUACAGUUUGCACUAUACCAUCAGCAUAGCCACAUAUACAAAUGGUAUUUAGCGAAAAACAAGAAGCACUUCAAAACGGACAAAUUUUCAUUAGCGUAGGUUUGAGCAGGUGAGGAAAAGUGAGAAUUAUGGGUUAGGAACAAUAAUGAGUAAGGAACAAACAAAACCUUGUCCACACCUGCAUUGUGUUGGUUUUAAUUUUAUAAUUAAACACCAAAGACUUUAAGUUAGUUUUUUUAACUAUAUAAAUAUAGUUUUUUUUUUUUCAAAACAAUGUUACAAAGACAUCCGGAUCAAACCCAAGCAAAUGCCCUGAAUGAAUGAUCCAUCCCAUAAUAAUUCUCAAUCUUUUGUGUGUGUGUGGGUUUUUUUUUUUUGCACUGCUGCACUCUCCAUGUGUGUUUCACCAUCUAAAUGUUCAACACAGCACUUAAACCAACAUUUUUGAGUUUUCUUCUUGCUUUUUUUUUGUAAUAAAAAUGAAUGUGCAGCGGUGAUAUUUAAAGAAAUUGGGAGAUGAAUUGCUGAAUGAUCUGUUUUGGUAUUUAUAAAAUAAUUCACCAAAUAUUGGAAGGACCCUGUAUGACCCAAACAAUGUCACCACUUUGUUUCAUAGAUGUUUUUUUUUCUAAAAACAGGUAACUGCAAUGUUAAAAAAAAAAUGAAGCAAUUAUUUCGCAUAAAAAUUUUUAACACAUGAGAAAAGCUUAUUGUCAGGAUGUGUGUGAAUGCAUACAAAAAACAAUGAUAAGAAAAUGAAUAAAUAAAAAAGACAAAAAUGUCACAUCUAGAAAAAAUUAAAAAUUAAAUAUGUGGUAUAUGUUUUUGUUUUUCUUCAUGCAGACAAUUAUUGACACUGAAAGAAGUGGACUAAGACU